GCUCCAAUACCUGGACGUUUCGCGCAUUCCAGACGUCCAUGCUAACCUCAGACGGGCAUUUUUGUCGAAGAAAACGCUCCCGCUGUCUUGGAGGAAGACACAAAUUCAAAAAAUCAAACAAUGCCUGAUAGAAAACUGGGACACCGUACGUGCUGAGAUAGCAUACAGAGGAUGCACUUAGACGUUUUCACCGGAAGCCGAUACGGAUUGGUGAUAUUCUCCAUGCCAGAUAUGUCUAAUGAGUCUUUUUUUUCGAUACUGCGAGUCGGCACUUUUAGUAUUUCGAAGCAGCCAAACACGACUUGAAACAGACGCAACUGAUCGCGAGGGUACAUCAGAUCGUGGAGAGGACUAAGUGAUUAACAAAAGGCAAGCAGAAUGCUAAUCCUCAGAAUUUAGCUUGAAUUUUCACAAUGUAUAGAAGAAUGUGAUUACAUGAUAAAGAAUUUGUAUUCGUUGGCGGAGAAACAAAAAUGUCCUAUCCCGCCUGUCCUAUUUCCUGCAUCUGGAUUUACUAUCUUCGAACCAUAUGGAGUGGUCUUGGUUAUAUCGCCGUGGAAUUACCCACUGCAGCUGUCUAUACUACCACUGAUCGGUUCGUCUCAUCUCAAACUGUUUAGAUGUCUUUUUGCGUGCUGCAGCGUGCCAUCGCAGCUGGGAACUGCGUGUUGCUGAAGCCAAGUGAACUCUCUCCAGCUACAAGCACAUGGAUAUUGGAUUACAUGUCAAAGUAUGUAGAUAAAGAAUGCUUUCAAGUUGUUUUGGGCGCGGUGGAGGAGACAAGCGCACUUCUGAAGCUGCCGUGGAAUUAUAUAUUUUACACAGGAGGUGGACGUGUAGGACGUAUCAUAGCUCAUGCCGCGGCGGAACACCUGACUCCGACCACAUUGGAGCUAGGAGGAAGGAACCCAGUAAUCUUAGAUCGAGGCAUCGACUUGGAUGUUUCUAUAAAAAGAUUAGUCUUGGCUAAAUUCGUCAACUGCGGACAGACAUGUGUCGCUCCAAAUCACGUCUAUGUUCAUGAAAGUAUGAUAGAAGAGGUAAUAGAAACAGUCAAGAAUGUCAUUGUCGAAUUUUAUACCGAUGAUCCGCAAAAAUCCUCCGAUUACUCUAGAAUCAUCACAAAAGACCAUCUUAAGCACCUUCAAACGUUUCUAGAUCCGCUUGACCCUUCUACAAUCGUCUUUGGAAAUGUAGUUGAUUUAGAUGAUCUUUACUUCUCACCCACACUUGUGCUCAACCCUCCAAAGGACGCUUCCAUCUCUCAAGAAGAAAUCUUUGGUCCUAUCCUGCCAUUUUAUUCUUACUCAGAUCUCUCCUCUCUUAUUGAUACGGAUCUCCAGGAACGUUCUCUGGUGAUAUGCGCAUUCACAAAUGACGCUGCCUUGCAAAAAAGACUCAUUAGUGAAACCAGCUCCGGUACCCUUUCUAUCAAUGAUGCUCUCACCCACGUCACCUGUAGAGAACUUCCAUUCGGCGGCGUUGGGUCGUCAGGCUAUGGACAAUAUUACGGCAAAUACAGCUUCGAAACAUUCUCUCAUCGAAAAUCCGUUCUUCAUAACUCACAACGUUUCCAAUUAGAUCUAAGAUCCCCUCCCUUUACUCAGCAAAAAAUCGAUUGGAUCCUUCGACUUAAAAAACUGUCUAUUCCUAUGCAUUGGUUUCUUAGCAUCUUAACAUUUCUCUCUGUCUUCACUUACAUUAUAAUAUAAUAAAAACUUUCAAAUUUCCUCUACGUUAGUGUUCUUGAAAUACCCUUCUCUUUCCAACGCUUUCGCUGCUAUCCUCUCUUCUCAAAUGUGCGCACAUCUAGCUCUUGCAUAUAUACAUUCUUAAAGCUCCAAACGCCCAUCACACCUUUGAAAAUAACUCCCUUCAAAUCCUGACCUGCGCCCCCUCCAACUUCGCCCUUGCGUUCUCUAAAUUUUCUAGUACUCGGAAAAAUUGUUCCAACGUCAAUUCAAACGCCACACACCUUAGGCCAUAACUCGUCUCAACAACCAAUCUCAACUGAACCGACAAACCAUUCAAACUUUUCAGCUCGGAACUCGCCGCAGAAACCACAAUCCUAGACUCAAAAUCCACCAGCCUGUUCGUACGUAACACGCGCGAUACGCCCUCCGAUUCAUAUCUCCGAUAACUCUCCAAAAGCAAUCUCACUUUUUCUGCACUCAAUCUCAACGAUUCCAGCUCUUUCGACCACUCACUCUCCAAAAUGCCACCUUCGCACAACUUCUCGUCCAAAUAGUAAACACUAAAAUAAGUCAAGGCGCAAAAAAAAAUUUCAUCGGCCUCCUUGCAUAGCGUUGCUCUCUCACACGCAUACACGCUUUCACAAAGUCUAAUGUACAAAUUAUCACACACCUAUACUACACAUGCCAAUGUCUUCCCCCCCCACGCACAACAUCAUCUACAACCACAUACAUAUAAAACACCAGCGGUGCACAUGCGCCGUUACAUCGUCAUGUAUCACUACCAUCAUACACAUAAUAUACACACACUACAAUACGCUCACCUGCAU
Molecule: messenger RNA, 2521 nt
Organism: Schistocerca gregaria
Lineage: Eukaryota; Metazoa; Arthropoda; Insecta; Orthoptera; Acrididae
Exons: 3
Coding region: 621-1712 (363 amino acids)
Biological process (GO): aldehyde metabolic process
Cellular component (GO): cytoplasm
Molecular function (GO): aldehyde dehydrogenase (NAD+) activity
Source: RefSeq, a predicted model, not a curated record